AUGGCUCUAGGCUCAAUAUGGGCGCGCCUCAGAGGUAAUGGUCAGCCCAGCCUGGCCAGAUCGACGGCAUUGAGAGUCUUUGGUUUCGCGACUUGGAUUCCCGUCAUCGCCAUGUUCAACCUACAUGUUGCAGAAUUGACCUUUGUGGACGGCGCAUCUAUGUACCCUCUAAUAAACGACGAAAAAGACUCAACUCUUCAACGGGACGUGAUCCUCAACUGGAAGUGGUCACCCCAAGAGAACUUGGAGAGGGGCAUGGUGGUAACAUUACGGAGUCCACUGCAUCCCGAGACAAUCGCAGUCAAGCGCGUAGUCGCACUGGAGAACGAUGUGAUCAAGACAAAGGCGCCUCAUCCGUUGCCAACGGUGCGAGUACCUCAAGGACACGUAUGGGUGGAAGGAGAUGGACCUCCAGGAUCGAGUCUUGACAGUAACACGUACGGACCAGUGUCUAAACAGUUGAUUACUGGUCGAGUCACGCAUGUUGUGUUUCCUUUUCGCAAGUUUGGGGCGCUUCCAUGGCGUGAGCAUAAGCGACCAUUGGUAGAGUGA
Messenger RNA from Fusarium pseudograminearum CS3096, 552 nucleotides. RefSeq lists its product as uncharacterized. The record is from RefSeq and is a predicted model, not a curated record. The transcript is spliced from 2 exons. Gene Ontology annotation, cellular component: membrane; mitochondrial inner membrane peptidase complex. Gene Ontology annotation, biological process: mitochondrial respiratory chain complex assembly. NCBI's taxonomy places the organism in Eukaryota, Fungi, Ascomycota, Sordariomycetes, Hypocreales, Nectriaceae. Gene Ontology annotation, molecular function: serine-type endopeptidase activity. Bases 1 to 552 code for a protein of 183 amino acids.